Messenger RNA from Trichomycterus rosablanca, 3852 nucleotides. It is a transcript of the gene tm9sf2, whose product is annotated as transmembrane 9 superfamily member 2. The coding region runs from base 176 to 2146 and encodes 656 amino acids. Gene Ontology annotation, biological process: protein localization to membrane. The record is from RefSeq and is a predicted model, not a curated record. Gene Ontology annotation, cellular component: membrane. The transcript is spliced from 17 exons. NCBI's taxonomy places the organism in Eukaryota, Metazoa, Chordata, Actinopteri, Siluriformes, Trichomycteridae.
AGGCGGGACUAGCCCGAAAACGAGUGGGAAGUGAAAACUGUCGAACUAGAAAAGUAGGUUACGCAGGCAGGCAGAUCGCUGCUAAACUGUCCUGCCUGAAUUACAAAUGAGGCUUUUUUAACAUCGCUAAUUUAGUUUUGGAUAAAAUAAGUGUUAGUUCGUCGACUAAGGCAUCAUGUUCGUGUUUCCCCGAGCCCGUUUUUUUUUAAUGUCCGUUUUAAUCAGCGGAGCUUUGCUGUUGCUACAGGACGCUGCGGCUUUCUAUCUUCCGGGUCUGGCUCCGGUUAGUUUCUGUGAAAAACCAACAGAAGGACAAGAAUGUCAGGACAAAAUCGAGCUGUUUGUGAACAGGUUGGACUCAGUGGAAUCUGUUUUGCCAUAUGAAUACACAGCGUUCGACUUCUGUACGAUAAAUACUGGGAAGCGGCCAUCCGAAAACUUGGGCCAGGUUCUUUUUGGAGAAAGAAUUGAACCGUCUCCAUACAAGUUUACCUUCAAAAAACAAGAGACUUGUAUGCCUGUGUGCACCAAAAAGUACAACACUGCCAAUGCACCGGACAAAGGUUUCCUAGAUUUUCUCAAGAAGGGCAUGUUACUCAACUACCAACAUCACUGGAUUGUGGAUAACAUGCCGGUGACCUGGUGUUACGAUGUUGAAGAUAAUCAGAAGUUCUGUAAUCCUGGUUUUCCUAUUGGGUGCUAUGUUACAGAGACCGGUCUGGCUAAAGACGCCUGUGUUGUUAAUUCUGAAUUCAAUGACAAAGACACCUUCUACAUGUUCAACCAUGUGGACAUUACCAUUUUCUACCACAUUGUGGAGAAUGAAGCCGCUGGUGCCAGGCUGGUAGCUGCCAAGUUGGAGCCCAAGAGCUUUAAGCAUACCAACCCGGAUAAUCCUGACUGCAAGGGACCUCCCAUGAGCCUCGGCAACACGUUCAGCGGGGAGAUCAGCAUCCCCUACACCUACAGCGUGCAGUUCAAGGAGGAGCCAAACAUCCGAUGGGCCUCUCGCUGGGAUUAUAUUUUGGAGUCUAUGCCUCACACCAACAUCCAGUGGUUUAGUAUAAUGAACUCGCUGGUGAUUGUGCUGUUCCUGUCUGGUAUGGUGGCCAUGAUCAUGUUGCGUACACUACACAAAGACAUCGCCCGCUAUAACCAGAUGGACUCUGUGGAGGACGCUCAGGAGGAGUUCGGCUGGAAGCUGGUGCAUGGCGACGUAUUCAGGCCACCGCGUAAAGGCAUGCUUCUGUCGGUGUUUUUAGGAUCUGGCACACAAAUCUCCAUCAUGACCUUCGUCACCCUCUUUUUUGCAUGUCUUGGCUUCCUGUCCCCCGCUAACCGUGGAGCUCUGAUGACGUGUGCGGUGGUGUUGUGGGUGCUGCUGGGAACUCCGGCCGGCUACAUUGCAGCUCGAUUCUACAAGUCAUUUGGAGGAGAGAAGUGGAAGACCAACGUUUUGCUGACAGCGUUCCUCUGCCCCGGUGUGGUGUUUGCUGAUUUCUUUCUCAUGAACCUGAUUCUCUGGGGCGAGGGCUCAUCAGCUGCCAUGCCCUUUGGAACCUUGGUUGCCAUUUUGGCUUUGUGGUUCUGCAUCUCUGUCCCCCUCACCUUUAUUGGAGCCUACUUUGGAUUCAAGAAAGCCGGUAUCGAGCACCCCGUGCGCACCAAUCAGAUCCCACGGCAGAUUCCAGAACAGUCUUUUUACACAAAACCCCUCCCUGGCAUUGUGAUGGGUGGCAUCCUGCCCUUCGGCUGCAUCUUCAUCCAGCUGUUCUUCAUCCUUAACAGCAUCUGGUCCCAUCAGAUGUACUACAUGUUCGGCUUCCUCUUCCUAGUCUUCAUCAUCCUGGUGAUCACAUGCUCUGAAGCUACCAUCUUGCUUUGCUACUUCCACCUGUGUGCUGAGGAUUAUCACUGGCAGUGGCGCUCCUUCCUCACCAGCGGCUUCACAGCGGCAUACUUCCUCGUGUACGCCGUACAUUACUUCUUCUCCAAGUUGCAGAUCACGGGACUCGCCAGCACCAUCCUCUACUUCGGCUACACUAUGAUCAUGGCCCUCAUCUUCUUCCUCUUUACAGGAACGAUCGGAUUCUUCGCCUGUUUCUGGUUCGUGACGAAAAUCUACAGCGUGGUGAAAGUGGACUGAGCCUGGAUAAUUCUCUCUCCUGCCCCUGUGGGAGGAAAACAAGCACUCUCAGACAGAUCUUCAACUUCCAUUGGAGUUUGUUUAAUUUUGUGUGUGUUUCACACAGGUAAAGGAGCACUACUGCAUAAUGCAACACAGAACACACGGUCACUAGUGCAUAUUUCUUAAGCUACAUUUUUCAACUGAUGUAUGUAAAUAUCACUUUUUGCUAAUGUGGAAGUGCAUCAACUACAGACAUUUUGCGGUGUUAGAAGUAUGACUUUGUAAAUGUAUAUAUAAGUUUUCUUUCCUAAAUGCUAAGAAACGUCCAAAAAGCAGAGCAGCUUCGUACAAAUAGUACAUCGUACUGCGGCUUUGAGUUGUUCGUUUGUUUGUUUGUUUUUGAGGGGGGCGGGGGAGUGUUAUCAAUCAGCUGACUUUUCUUACUUCUAUUUAACGCUUCUUAUUUUAAUUAAGACUUUCUAUUGAUUUAAAUCCUCACAAUCUGUCUCAUCAAGAUUAAAAGAAACGUUUCACCUUGAACACUGCGAGCGAUAAAUAAAAGCUAACUCCUCUCAGAUUUGAUUCUUUUUUUUAGCAAAGCAUGUUUAAAGUGAAAUGUUUCUUGUGUACAUGUUUAAAAGGGUCAGGUUUUGCCAUUUGGUGUAAGAUCUGACCCCAGACAAGCAGUCUAAUGAAGGUUGUUUGUGCAUAUGAACCUGGUACUGGCUUAUUUUCUUACCUUGAUUGUGUUGGACUGUUAUGGGAUUCGGUGUCUGUCUGUAAUUGUUUUUGAAGGGAGGUCGUGUACAUAUGCACACUAUGUAAUUCAUGCUUAAAUUAAAAGUAAUUUUACUUACAAUAACCAAUUUCUUCACUGAUUUGAAAUGAGAUUUCGAAAUGGAAAAAAUCAAUGAAUGUUGGAAAUAAAAGUAUUUCCUUCUCUAAAAUAAAAUGGGUUUUUUUCAUGAUUGAUGAUCAUUCACUUAUUACUGACAACGUGUAAAACUGGUAAAAUGUUCUGGCUGUUUUGUAAAUUGAAGUAGAUAAAGUUUAGCAUCAGGUUGGCUGGCGUAUUCAUUAAAUGAGAUUAAUAUUACAUUAAUAUUAAAAAGUCCUAUUUUAGCGCCCAGGUGGUGCAGCGGGAUAUUCCGCUAACACACCAGCGCCGAGAUUCUGAACUCCUCCCUUUGAAACUCGGUGUUGCCACCGGUCGGCUGGGCGCCAUCUAGCGGGCAUAAUUGGCAGUGCCUGCAGCAGACAUGUUUCUGCUAGGGCGGUAUGACCGGAUUGUGUGGGUGGGGUCUUCAAACGCUGUGUAAGGACUCUGAUAGGCAGGUAGAGAGGCACCUGUGCAGAGUGCAUAGGUAAAAAAGGGGUUCCACUAAUGGCUGCAUGCAGGUCGGAGGAGGCGUGAGCAGCAAUAUACCCACCUCGACUGCAAUCAGGGACAAAUUGACUAUGCUACAUUGGAGAAAAAUAGAAAAAAAAGUCCUAUUUUAUAGUUUGUGUGUACACUGAGAAAUGCACAGUACAACUUAUACACAGAACAAGCAAAGUAUGGAGUGAUAGAAACUUUUGCACUGACCUGUCCCAUCAUGCUCCUAAGUGUGGAAAGAAAAGGCUGACGUUUGAUGGCGGUACAUAACUUUAUCUAUAGUGCUGCUUCUCCAUCCUAAACCUGUAAUUGCCUAAAAAAUUCAAAUAAAAGAAGACACUUGAAACAA